AUGGCAACAAAACAAGCUGGGUUUGAUUUUACUUUAGUUGAAGUAGAAGAAUGGCUUGAGAAACAAUUGUUAUACUUGAUUCAUAAAGCUCGAUCAAAAGUUAAAGACCCAUUGCAAUGCAAUAAAGUAGGGUCUAUAACUUAUAUAUUUUGUCUUACUUGUAUAGAUGUUGCAUCUCGAUAUAAAUGGGCUGAACCAAUAAGAACUACUCUUGAUAUUAUUAAUAUGGAUAAACCCUUUUUGGAAGAUAUACUAAUUUUUAAUAUAGUUGCUAAAGUUUUUAUAAAAAUUUUUAAUAAUCCAAAAUGCCUUCUUACAUGGCCUAAAGUAUUGUUAACUGAUAUAAAAUUAGAGUUUAAAGGAAGUUGUAAAAAGCUUAUAAUAAAGCAUAGUGUUAAAAUUCAAAAAGCUAGUUCCAAAAGUAGUAUGGAUGCACAUGAAUUAUUGUUAUCAUUAUAUAGAAGAUCUAGAGCUUGGGUUAAGAAUCUUCCUAUUAUUAUAAAGGAACUUAAUAACUCUAUAACUCAUCUUCUUGGUAUAACUUCUAAUAAAGCUAUUAAGAAAAAAUUUGUAUAUACUAAAGCCUCAAAACCAAGAUAUGGUCCUAUAGGUUAUAAUGAAGUUCAUUUAAUAUAUAAUAAUCCUGUUUUAUAUUUGCUUAAGCCUGAUGAGUUAGAAGGUAGAAGAAGAUGCAGUACAGAUUAUAUUAAUGAAAAUGGUCCAAAGCAGUCUUUUGUUCAAGAAGAACUUCAAAUUAUUCAUCCUAAUACAGAAUUACCUCUUCAGUGGGUGCUUACAAGUUAG
Cetraspora pellucida is the source of this 804-nucleotide messenger RNA. NCBI's taxonomy places the organism in Eukaryota, Fungi, Glomeromycota, Glomeromycetes, Diversisporales, Gigasporaceae. The record is from the annotation of a GenBank genome assembly.